Messenger RNA from Geodia barretti, 816 nucleotides. The record is from the annotation of a GenBank genome assembly. NCBI's taxonomy places the organism in Eukaryota, Metazoa, Porifera, Demospongiae, Tetractinellida, Geodiidae.
AUGAUGCUGUUUGUCGAACAAGCUACAACACAGACACCCAUUCCUACUUCGACUCCAGACCCACAUCCACCCUCUCCGCCAAAGUAUGGGACGAACGUUGAUGCAAUAGGUUGGAGUUGUGGCGGCAUAAUUGUAGUAGGGCUAAUAGCUUCUACUUUAAUUGCGAUAACUGUUGUGCUUAUGCGAAAAAGAAAUAAUCGGGCACCAUUCCAAAGAUUGUUUUGCACACAAAGCGAUGACAGCCGUGCUGAGAUUCACCUAGAAUCCAGUCAAAACAUGAUAGAGUUGCCUGAAAUAAGGAGGCCAGAAGACCGUGACAGUACCCCGAGUCCCGACCCAGCCAUAUCUACUGUAAGCCCACCAGUGCAUGUGACUCCAGACAAUCUUGACUCCGACAAUGGACCCCACCACAAUAGCACCGCAGUCUUCCCGACCACCCACGUCUCCAACAGUGAGACACACACAACCUUUCCGGAACAUCUCAGCUCUGGCAGUGAAAUGAGUGAGCUCCCGUCCGUCCACUCUCCCCCACAACAGGCCAGCGAGGGACACAAUCAACAACACACCACCAACACCACUGGAGCAGUCUUGGUAUCAAAUACUGACAACACCAGUGUUGACACUUCUGUCUUCACAUACCCUUAUCCGGAAGAAAAUCAAUUAUUACAGACAAAAUUUGUAUCAUGAAAAGGCAACCACUGUUGUUGUUAUGUUUCUCUGAAUUCAGCUUGUACCAUAGAUAUUUUUCUCAUCCUUUGAUACUAUAGAAACAAUACACAAGACAAGAGAAUUGUUACACUGUGUUUUAUGUCACUU